CUGUCAGUGUCCAUCAGUGCCACAUCAAUGCCACAUAUCAGUGCCUACCAGUGCACAUCAAUGCCACCCAUCAGUGCCAGUCAGUGCCACCUAUCAAUGCCAAUCAGUGCCACCUAUCAGUGCUGCCAAUCAGUGCCGCCUAUCAGUGCUGCCUUUCAUUGCCCACCAGUGAUGCCUGUCAAUGCCCAUCAGUGCCACCUAUCAGUGCUGCCAAUCAGUGCCACCUAUCAGUGCCAGUCAGUGCCGCCCAUCAGUGCCGCCUAUCAGUGCCAGUCAGUGCCGCCUAUCAGUGCGCAUCAGUGCUGCCUAUUAGUGCCACCUAUCAGUGCCAGUCAGUGCCACCUAACUGUACCAGUCAGUGCCACCUAACAGUGCCAGUCAGUGCUGCCUAUCAG
Staurois parvus is the source of this 395-nucleotide messenger RNA. The record is from the annotation of a GenBank genome assembly. NCBI's taxonomy places the organism in Eukaryota, Metazoa, Chordata, Amphibia, Anura, Ranidae.